AUGAUGAUGAAAGAUGUGCGGGGGAGUCGGAGGUUUCCCCAACACAAUACCGUCAUAGUGGUAAUUACGGUACCUGGCGCCAAGCCGAAAGAGACCACCUUGCGCAGCUCCUCCAUCGACCUCAUCGAUCUCAGUUUCACCUCCCUCCUCGCUGGCCUAACGACUCGACGGGAGCCAUCUUCUACCGUCACCCUCCCCAAUUGGAUCUUUUGUUCUUUUGGACCCCUGGCCAUUAUGGCCGAAGCGCCCGUCGAUGUCCUCCUGAAGGGCAACUCCGGCAGGAACACCCGCGGCCUGCUGCGGAUUAUCAUCCUCGCUACUAUCGCCGCUGCCGCCGUGUCCAGUCGAUUGUUCAGUGUUAUUCGUUUUGAAAGUAUCAUCCACGAAUUCGACCCUUGGUUCAACUUCCGAGCCACGAAGUACCUGGUUCAACAUGGCUUCCAUAGCUUCUGGGAUUGGUUUGAUGACCGAACAUGGCAUCCUCUGGGACGUGUCACUGGUGGCACUCUAUACCCCGGUCUCAUGGUGACCAGUGGAGUCAUUUACCAUGUCCUACGAUUCCUGACCAUUCCCGUCGACAUUCGCAAUAUUUGUGUCCUACUUGCUCCGGCCUUCUCCGGCCUCACGGCGUACGCAAUGUAUUUACUGACUUGUGAGAUGUCAACAUCUCCGUCUGCGGGACUUCUCGCCGCUGCUUUCAUGGGCAUUGUCCCCGGAUACAUCUCCCGAUCAGUAGCAGGCAGCUACGAUAACGAAGCCAUUGCGAUCUUCCUUCUUGUCUUUACCUUCUUCCUGUGGAUCAAGGCUGUCAAGAAUGGCUCGAUCAUGUGGGGCGCAUUGGCUGCGCUCUUCUACGGCUACAUGGUUUCCGCUUGGGGUGGAUAUGUAUUCAUCACCAACCUGAUCCCGUUGCACGUCUUUGUCCUCCUCUGCAUGGGAAGAUACAGCUCUCGGAUAUAUAUCAGUUACACCACCUGGUACGCUCUGGGUACUCUGGCCAGCAUGCAGAUUCCGUUCGUCGGAUUCCUGCCAAUUCGGAACAGUGACCACAUGGCGGCUUUGGGUGUCUUUGGUUUGCUUCAACUUGUGGCAUUCGCCGACUUUGUCCGGGGCUUUAUUCCUGGCAAGCAGUUCCAGCGACUUCUUACCGCCAUGAUCAUCAUCGUCUUUGGCCUUGCUUUCGCGGGACUUGUCGUGCUCACCGUGUCUGGGGUCAUCGCCCCAUGGAGUGGUCGGUUCUACUCUUUGUGGGAUACCGGUUAUGCAAAGAUUCACAUCCCCAUCAUUGCGUCGGUGUCGGAGCACCAGCCUACCGCCUGGCCGGCAUUCUUCUUUGAUCUCAACUUCUUAAUCUGGCUGUUCCCUGCCGGCGUCUACAUGUGUUUCCGCGAACUCCGGGACGAGCAUGUUUUCGUUAUUAUCUACUCGGUGCUUGCCAGUUACUUUGCCGGUGUCAUGGUCCGACUCAUGCUGACCCUGACUCCCAUCGUGUGUGUUGCUGCUGCGUUGGUGCUCUCCUCUAUCCUGGACACUUACGUGUUUGCACCCGCCGGACCCAACCCUCGGGCGAAGGCCAGUGAGGAAGCGGCUUCGGAUGGUCUCCGCUCUGCGAGAACCCCAACCGUUGGCAUUGCCUCGUACCUCUCCAAGGGAAUUGUUACCUCCUCGGUCGUCGUCUACCUGCUUCUGUUUGUGGCCCACUGUACCUGGGUUACCUCCAACGCCUACUCCUCGCCCUCUGUCGUUCUGGCGAGCCGGAUGCCUGAUGGCAGCCAGUUUAUCAUCGAUGAUUACCGUGAGGCGUACUAUUGGCUUCGCCAGAACACUCCCCAGGACGCCAAGAUCAUGUCCUGGUGGGAUUACGGAUACCAGAUUGGUGGCAUGGCCGACCGUCCGACCCUCGUGGACAACAACACAUGGAAUAAUACCCACAUUGCCACCGUCGGCAAGGCCAUGAGCUCGCGUGAAGAGGUCAGCUAUCCCAUUCUCCGCCAGCACGACGUUGAUUACGUCCUGGUGGUCUUUGGUGGACUGCUCGGCUACUCCGGCGACGACAUCAACAAGUUCCUCUGGAUGGUCCGUAUCGCCGAGGGUAUCUGGCCCGACGAGGUCAAGGAACGAGACUUCUUCACCGCGCGAGGUGAAUACCGGGUGGACGACGAGGCGACCCCCGCCAUGCGCAACAGCUUGAUGUACAAAAUGUCUUACCACAACUUCAAUUCUCUGUUCCAGCAAGGCCAGGCCGUGGACCGUGUCCGCGGCUCCCGUCUCCCCGCCGAGGGGCCCCAACUGUCGACGCUCGAAGAAGCCUUCACUAGCGAAAACUGGAUCAUCCGUAUCUACAAGGUCAAGGAUCUGGAUAACCUGGGUCGUGAUCACGGUAACGCCAUGGCUUUUGACCGUGGCCAGAAGCGCAAGCGGGCGACCAAGAAGAGAGGUCCCCGCGUCUUGCGAACUGAAUGA
Aspergillus affinis is the source of this 2463-nucleotide messenger RNA. Its product is annotated as dolichyl-diphosphooligosaccharide--protein glycosyltransferase subunit STT3. Gene Ontology annotation, cellular component: membrane. NCBI's taxonomy places the organism in Eukaryota, Fungi, Ascomycota, Eurotiomycetes, Eurotiales, Aspergillaceae. The transcript has 6 exons. Gene Ontology annotation, molecular function: dolichyl-diphosphooligosaccharide-protein glycotransferase activity. The coding region runs from base 1 to 2463 and encodes 820 amino acids. The record is from RefSeq and is a predicted model, not a curated record. Gene Ontology annotation, biological process: post-translational protein modification.